GAGCGCGAGCGGCGGGAUCUGGUUCCCUCUUUUACCGCCAUCCGCGCGGCGUCUUUCCUGUGAUCGUGAGCACUACUGCGCAGUAUAACGGAGUCUAGCCGCCCAGACACGGAAUUCCCAAGAUCAGAAAAGGAUGGCAGAUAUUGACAAUAAAGAGCAAGCUGACUUGGACCCAGCUGAUAUGGAAGAUGUUGAAGAAGUGGAAGAAGAAGAAACCGGGGAAGAUGUCAACAAUAAAGCUCGUCAGCUGACAGUUCAGAUGAUGCAGAACCCACAGAUUCUAGCUGCUCUUCAAGAAAGGCUUGAUGGACUGGUGGGGUCUCCUUCUGGUUACAUGGAAAGCUUACCCAAGGUUGUAAAACGAAGAGUUAAUGCCUUGAAAAACCUUCAAGUUAAAUGUGCAAAGAUUGAAGCAAAAUUUUAUGAAGAAGUUCAUGAACUGGAAAGAAAGUACGCAGCUCUUUAUCAGCCACUCUUUGAUAAGAGAAGCGAAAUCAUUAAUGCUGUAUAUGAGCCAAAUGAUGAAGAAUGUGAAUGGAAGCCUGAUGAAGAAGAAGAACUAACGGAGGAAAUGAAAGAAAAGGCAAAAAUUGAAGAUGAGAAAAAAGAUGAUGAGAAGGAAGACCCUAAAGGAAUUCCAGAGUUCUGGCUCACUGUGUUUAAAAAUGUAGACUUGCUUAGUGAUAUGUUACAGGAUCAUGAUGAACCAAUUUUAAAGCACUUAAAAGACAUAAAGGUUAAAUUUUCAGAUCCAGGUCAGGCAAUGAGUUUCACAUUAGAGUUUUAUUUUGGCUCAAAUGAGUAUUUCACUAAUGAAGUUUUAACAAAAACUUAUAAGAUGAGGUCAGAGCCAGAUGAAUCUGAUCCUUUCUCCUUUGACGGGCCAGAAAUUAUGGGGUGCACAGGGUGUCAAAUUGACUGGAAAAAGGGAAAAAAUGUUACAUUAAAAACAAUAAAGAAGAAGCAAAAACAUAAAGGACGUGGUACAGUCAGAACAGUUACUAAAACAGUCCCCAACGAUUCAUUCUUCAAUUUCUUUUCUCCGCCCGAAGUUCCUGAAAGUGGUGUUCUGGAUGAAGAUUCUGAGGAACUUUUGGCUGCAGACUUUGAAAUAGGCCAUUUCCUCCGUGAACGCAUUGUGCCACAUGCAGUAUUGUAUUUUACAGGAGAAGCCAUAGAAGAUGAUGAUGAUGACUAUGACGAAGAAGGGGAAGAAGCAGAUGAUGAGGAGGGAGAGGAGGAAGCAGAUGAAGAAAAUGAUCCUGAUUAUGAUCCCAAGGUUUAAGUGAUGUCUCUAGAAAUAAUCCCUAUCCCACUAGAAGGACACCAACCCGCCAGCUGAAUGCAAACAGCAGUGAGGACUACAAACAUGGCCUUGAGGAUUACCUGCACUGUAAUAUCUUAUUAAACAAAGCUUAGUUACUUAACAGCCUUAUGUUUUGUAUUUUCUUGGUAGAAUAAAAGUUAAAUUCUUUUUGCUACAGAUUCUCGGAGGGCGUGUUCCAAGCCCAAGGAGUGUAAUUAUAGUAUUUUAAUAGAAUUUUCUGUUUAAAAAAAAAAAAAAAAGUGGAAAAAAAAAUUCCCUUACCUGUCCAAAAACAAAAUAUAGUUAGGAUGCAGUAAAUCCCUGUUUAUAAAGCAUGAAUCUGUUUAUUCACAGCUAAAUAGUUUGGGUCCUUGUGAAGUCUCUUGUUGUAUUGCUCUUAGACAGCAGCUAUGGAAAAGACUUUUUUGAAAAGUUUCAAAUUUAAGAGACCAGUAUUUGUCUGUAUUUAUCUCCUAAAAAAAGAAAACAAAAUUACACCAACCAAAGUUGAUCUCUUCUACCCGGUAGUCUGAAUGGAUUUGAUAAGUCUGUGCUUGCACUAGUUGUGCCUUCAUUACUUUAUUCUAGAAUUGCAGUGCUGCAGUGACUUGAAAUACCUUGACAAAAUUCACAAUAAGCCUGCGACUUGCUGUGCAAUAGAGGAAGAGACUAAGUGCACAGCCACAGCAUAUGACAGAUUGGAAGCUGAAAAUGGGUUCUGUUCGUACACUGUCUGCUUGUUUGCCAUGUUUUUUAUGUGAAAUAGUGAUUAAAAAUAAAAAUGAUUUUGGGAGAAAAUAUCAAACCUAUUUGCCACAUGACGGUAACUCUGUACCACCUGGGUGUGAAUAAAACAAAACAAAACACAUGUUUUCU
Messenger RNA from Polypterus senegalus (gray bichir), 2182 nucleotides. It is a transcript of the gene nap1l1, whose product is annotated as nucleosome assembly protein 1-like 1. Gene Ontology annotation, molecular function: histone binding; chromatin binding. Gene Ontology annotation, cellular component: chromatin; nucleus. NCBI's taxonomy places the organism in Eukaryota, Metazoa, Chordata, Cladistia, Polypteriformes, Polypteridae. The record is from RefSeq and is a predicted model, not a curated record. Gene Ontology annotation, biological process: nucleosome assembly. The transcript is spliced from 16 exons. Bases 134 to 1285 code for a protein of 383 amino acids.